This is a messenger RNA of Durotheca rogersii, 1666 nucleotides long. RefSeq lists its product as uncharacterized. The record is from RefSeq and is a predicted model, not a curated record. The coding region runs from base 27 to 1316 and encodes 429 amino acids. Gene Ontology annotation, molecular function: DNA-binding transcription factor activity. The transcript is spliced from 3 exons. Lineage: Eukaryota; Fungi; Ascomycota; Sordariomycetes; Xylariales; Xylariaceae. Gene Ontology annotation, biological process: regulation of DNA-templated transcription.
AGCAUCCGAGGAUAAGCCAUUGCCCGAUGCGGGUUAGAGCGACUAUGGCUGAUAUCAGCCACUCGAGCUGGCCGCUAAACGAUAUAAACCCUCCUUGUUUUCUGGCUUCGGGUUUCGCGGCGGACGUCAGCCAGUAUCUCGCAAUUUCAUACCAGCGGUACGGAAUGCGUCAGUCAAGUAUCGAGCCACAGCCGACAACCGAUGAUGCAGGCUCUGCCGGCAGGAAACCCGAACGGGGAAAGUCGAAGGCCAAGGAAGCCCGUCGGGAUCCGGAGAAGAGGCGGCAGCAGAACCAAAGGGCACAGCAGAAAUAUAGGCAAAAACGGCGGCAGCGUAUCCUCGAGCUCGAGAACCUAGCUAGUGCCAUCGCUUCUGCGUCUGAUGUGGGCUCGAGACACCGCCAGGACGCUCACAGCCACGAGCCAUGGCAAGACAUGAUCUGCCAGUCAGUAGAACCGCCACCCCAUCCCUUGCCAGGGCAUAAUACCAGCGGCGAUGUCGUACCUCACACGGAUAGCCGCUCGGGGCCCCCCACUACAACCACCUCAGGUGACCAUGGCCAUGAGACUGUAGGGCCCGGGUUAGCAUCCACAUGGCGGUGGCACGCUCCCGACAUUACCAACGACGGCUUCGCCAGCGAAAUUUGGAGCAUCCGGUUCUUUGACUGCGGAUGCGAGGUGCCGCACAUCCCGACCCCGACAGCGGCAGACCUAGCGGGCGUGCGUGGCGGUCCUGCGAGCCGAACAUUGGAAACAGUCAACUUCUUUUCUGACCCCUACGCCAACAUGCUCCGCGUAGACAAGCUCUGCAGCUUGGAGGCGAUGCGACGGAACUGCCUAGCAAUCGGCAUCUCGGUCGACAUGUGCUACUCGGACGACUCGGUGUCGCCGUUCUUCCGCGACGCCGACUACGGCGCCGACCCGAGCAGCAGCCUCGUGCAGUCCGUGCAGGGCAUCUUCCGGACCCUCAAGCCCGACCUGCGUCCGUGCAGCGAGCAGAUCACCGUCAGCCACCAUCCUUACAUCGACAUCCUGCCGUUCCCCAGCGUGCGGGCCAAUCUGAUCAGGAGCAUCGGGAGCAUCGACGAGGACGAAUUCUUCUACGAUUCUAUCAACGGCUUGAUCUGCUGGGGUGGUGCGGCACGUAGCCGCGGGGGGACGACUGGGGUGGGGACGGGGACACCGUGGGAUGUGAGGAGCUGGGAGGCGAAGGAGUGGUAUCUCCAGAAGUGGUGGUUCAUCGUCGGCGGCGAGGAGGGCGAGCUCGUGAGGCAAUCACGGUGGUGGAGAGCCUUGCGAGGUGAGGAUCUGGAGUAGCCCAUCGGAGUCAGGUCGGUUUUGGCCCCUUGCCCUUAACCACUUUCCCUAGGUAUGCCUCAGUCGUGGGCCAGAUUCGGGGCAAGGCCAUCGGCCUACCGCCAACCCGGAAACAGACGCUGUGAAUUAUGUGCUAGCUGGUAGGGAUGAAAAGUCUUCAUAUAAUACCUAGGUACCUACUUGGAAUGUGAAAGAAACAGGUUCUUGGCAUGGGAAAGUUGGGUAGGCAGUUGGCGGCACCAUGAGAUAUCUCCACGUGCAAAAAGCUCGACGAGAUAAAUCGACUUCCUGUUUAACUAGCCAUUCUUCAAUCUCUUAAGCUUGUGCACAGGCCGUGUUGAACAUCCAAC